UUCCCUGCGAGUGUGUAGAGAGAGUCAGAAAGAGGCUUUGUGGACGCUAUCGUGUGGGAAAAGAGCUUUUAUUUUGUCGUUUCUGCUGGAAAACAACCAUAUUUUUGCGUCUGUGGGAAUUUAUCUCGCCAAUCAAGUCAUGGAAAAGCGUUAGAAUUAAAUCCGACGUUGCAGAAGACCUACUUUCAAGUAUUGGAUAUCUUUUUUUGGACCAAAAUCAUUCUCUUUUAAGCUUUUUCUGAUCCCCACAUCUUCUUGGCACCAGUUCGUCUUCCCUUUGUUGGUUUUGCCGGUCGUUUUCAAAGCUCCCGGGGUCAUGUAAGCAGUUACUUCAACCGUUGGAUCCUUCUUUCACCUGCUGUCGUUGAGUUGAAGAAAAAUCCCAACACAGUUCUUUGAGCCUCGCAGGUUUCAGGAAGUUUCAGCCAUGUUACGAUGCAUUAUUCAACGAGCCAACAACCUGAAACACUCUCAUCCUCUGGCUAGUGUCUCCUUCAGAGGGUCUAAGAAGAAGACAAAGGUCGUCAAGAACAACCCUAACCCCGUUUGGAACGAGGGUUUUGAAUGGGAUCUGAAGGGGAUUCCUCUGGACUCUGGAGCGGAGCUGCACUGUGUCGUCAAAGAUCAUGAGAAGAUGGGGAGAAACAGGUUUCUGGGGGAGACUCACCUGGCUCUCAGAGACGUUCUUAACUCUCCAAACUUCGCCGCCACCUUCACCGUCUCCCUGCUGGACACCAAGAGGAACAACACGGGGGCGACGUUGACCCUGCAGGUUUCGUACCUCCCUCCUCCAGGAGCGUCUCCUUUAUAUCAUCCGCCCCCCCACCCUGAGCAUCUGCCGCACAGCAACCCCGGGGUGGAGAUGGACACCGUCACAAUGAUUUCUCUGGACACUUUGGGGGAUGAGGACACGGAGAGCAUGAUAAUGGUGGAUCCUCCGGAGGACCAAGGAGGAGACGACGGGCGCUCCAUGGUCAUCGUGGGUCCUCAGGGGUCGGGCCGCGAGUCGCCCGCCGCUCAGACCCCGAAACGCUCCCCGCCGUCUUAUAACACCCAGGGCGGUCUGAGGAAGAGGAGGAGGGGGAACAGCAGCCACAACAAACCCCUGCCCAACAAACCCCAGGAUCUGCAGGUCCGUGUGCGCAUCAUCGAGGGACGACAGCUGCCGGGCAUCCACAUCAAACCUGUUGUUAAGGUUACUGUUGCCGGGCAGAACAAGAGGACUCGCAUCAGAAAGGGAAACAACCCGGUCUUUGACGAGACAUUCUUCAUGAACUUCUACGAGACUCCUUCAGAUCUGUUUGACGAGCCGAUCUUCAUCACUGUGUGUGACUCUCGCUCUCUCAGAACUGAUGCUGUGAUCGGAGAAUUCAAGUUGGAUGUGGGCACCGUCUACAAUGAACACAGACACUGCUUCUUGAGGAAGUGGCUGCUGCUGUGUGACCCUGAUGACCUCUCUGCCGGGGUCAAAGGUUACCUGAAGGUCAGCCUGCUGGUUCUGGCAGCUGGAGAUGAGCCACCGGCUGAUAAACGCGAGUGUGUGGAGGAUAAAGAGGAUAUCGAGGGGAACCUGCUGAGGCCUGCUGGUCUUUCUCUGAGAGGAGCCACCUUCUCCCUGAGGAUCUUCAGAGCUGAAGACCUGCCGCAAAUGGACGAUGCGUUCAUGGACGGGAUGAGGCAGAUCCUCGGGUUUGACAGCAACAGGAAGAACCUGGUGGAUCCUCUGGUGGAGAUUCACUUCGCUGGGAAAACUGUGUGCACUAAGAUCAUGGAGAAGAACGCCAACCCACAGUGGAACCAGAGUCUGUCCAUGCCCAUAAGAUUUCCCUCCAUGUGUGAGAAGAUGAGGAUCAGAAUUCUGGACUGGGACAGAGCCAGUCACAAUGAUGUCAUCGGCACCACCCACCUCUGCAUGUCUCAGAUCUCCGCCCCCGGGGGAGAGAUAGACGUGGACGACAGUCUCGGUUUUCUGCCGACGUUCGGUCCGUGUUUCGUGAAUCUGUACGGCAGCCCGAGAGAAUUCACCGCCUUCAACGACCCACACGAGGCGCUCAACCUCGGAAAAGGGGAGGGCGUAGCGUACCGAGGUCGAGUUUUAGUGGAGCUAACGACAAAACUGGCGGACAAACCGGAGCAGAAAACUGAAGACAUCCCGUCAGACGACCAGCUGGUGGUGGAGAAAUUCCUGAGGAAGAGGAAGUUCUCUCUCUUCGUGGCGUUUUACUCGGCCACGCUGCUGCAGGACGUCGACGACGCCAUCCAGUUUGAGGUCAGCAUCGGAAACUACGGGAAUAAAUUCGACUACACCUGUCUCCCUUUGGCAUCCACAACACAGUUCAGCCGCGCCGUGUUCGACGGGUGCCACUACUACUACCUGCCGUGGGGGAACAUAAAGCCGGUGGUGGUUCUCUCCUCAGAGUGGGAAGAUAUCAGACCGAGGAUCGAGGCGCUCAACAUGCUGCUGGCAGCCAUCGAGAGACUGGAGGAGCACCUGCAGAAGGUGCAGUUGGAGGUGAAGGCAGGAGGGGAUCUGGAGGAUCUGGAGCUCCGGGUGGUGGAGAUGUUGGAUCAGGUCAUCACAGACUGCAGUGAGGACCUCCCCUCCCUGGAUGAGUGGCAGUGUGCGACUCCUCUGGACCGCUCGCUCAGACACAUCCGCUCUCUGACCCUGCAGCAGAUCCUCUCGUCGGCCGAGGCUCUGAAGCACGGCCCGGCCACCGACCUGACCGCCGUGCUGGAGCAGGCCGAGGACUGGGCCGCACGCAUGAGGAGCAUCGCACAGGAGCCUCAGAACAGUCUCCCGGACAUCGUGAUCUGGAUGCUGCAGGGCGACCGCAGGGUGGCGUUUCAUCGAAUCCCCGCGCACACCGUGCUCUUCUCCAAGGACAACUGUGGGAAACACUGCGGACAGAUGCAGACCGUCUUCCUCAAGAGUCCUCAGGCCAGCGGAGCAGAGGCUAAACUCCCCGGUCAGCUGAGAGUGAAAGUGUGGUUUGGAUUGGCUGCCGACGUCAAACACUUCAACCAAUACGCUGAGGGGAAACUGUCCGUGUUCGCUGAGACCUAUGAGAACCAGACGCGCCUCGCCCUGGUGGGCAGUUGGGGAACUACAGGUCUGACGUACCCAAAGUUCAGUGACGUCACGGGGAGAGUGAAGCUGCCCAAAGACAGUUUCAAACCCUCGCCGGGCUGGAGCUGGGCCGGAGACUGGUUCAUCUGCCCCGAGAAGACCAUGCUGUUUGACGUGGACGCCGGUCACAUGACCUUCUCAGAGGAAGUGUUUGAAAACCAGAUGAGGCUCCCGGGCGGACAGUGGAUCGGCAUGACGGAGGGAUACACUGACGUGAAUGGAGAAAAGGCGGUGCCGAAGGACGAGGUGGAAUGUCCUCCUGGUUGGGUUUGGGAGGAGGUGGAGUGGAGCGAAGAUCUCAACCGAGCUGUGGACGAUCAAGGGUGGGAGUACGGCCUCACCAUCCCUCCGGACCGCCGUCCUAAAUCCUGGGUCCCAGCAGAGAAGAUGUAUCACACCAACCGGAGAAGACGCUGGAUCCGCAUGAGACGCAGAGACCAGCAGAAGAUGGAGGCGCUCAGGAAGCGUGGUCCUGAUGAAGCAGAGAGGGAGGGCUGGGAGCAUGCCUCUCUUUUCGGGUGGAGGUUCCACCUGAAGCCGAGGAAGACGGACAGUUUUCGGAGGAGAAGGUGGAGAAACCGCAUGGAGCCGCUGGAGAAGACUGGACCCGCCGCCAUCUUUGCUCUGGAGUGUUCUCUGAGCAGUAUAGAGGACAGGAAUGAAGACAAGUCCGUCACAACAACGUUCGGCGUCAACAGACCGACCAUUUCCUGUUUCUUUGACCGCGGCACCCGCUACCACCUGCGUUGCUACCUGUACCAAGCCAGAGAUCUGCUGGCCAUGGACAAAGACAGCUUCUCAGACCCGUACGCCAUCGUCUCGUUCCUCCAUCAGUCUCAGAAAACGGUGACGGUGAGAAACACCCUGAACCCCACCUGGGAUCAGACGCUCAUCUUCUACGAGGUGGAGAUAUUCGGAGACCCUGAGGGCACCAUGUCGUCUCCGCCCAACGUGGUGGUGGAGCUCUACGACCAGGACACAUACGGUGCAGAUGAGUUCAUGGGCCGAUGUGUGUGUCCUCCCUCUCUCUCCUCCUCUCCUCGUCUCACCUGGUUUCCGAUCACUCGAGGAGAAAAGAGCGCCGGAGAGCUGCUGGCCGCCUUCCAGCUCAUACGCAGAGAAAAGCCAGCAGUUCAUCAUAUUCCCGGGGUAGAGGGAGACUUCAUGACGUCCAACCACGUUCUAGACGAGUUGAUGUUUCCAGGAUUCCUCUCUGAACACCUGCAGCAAGCGGAAGACGAGUCGGACCUUCCUCACCCUCCUCAUCAAAGAGAGCCCAACGUCUUCGUGGUUCCUCAGGGAAUCAAACCGGUUCUGCAGAGAACCGCCAUCGAGAUCUUAGCGUGGGGGGUGCGUAACCUGAAGAGCUUCCAGCUGGCCAGCAUCUCCUCUCCCAGCCUGCAGGUGGAGUGUGGAGGCAUCUCCGUGCAGAGCUGCGUCAUCCGGAGCAUGAAGAAGAAACCAAACUUCGACCUGAACACACUCAUCCUGGACGUGAGGCUUCCCUGUGAGGAGCUCUACAUGCCGCCCAUCGUUAUCAAAGUGAUCGAUAACCGUCAGUUUGGGAGGAAGCCGGUGGUCGGGCAGUGCACCAUCCGCUCUCUGGAGGACUAUCGCUGCAGCCUGGAGGAGGAAGAGGAGGAGGAAGAGGAGGAGGAAGAGGAGGGGUGGAGACGUCAAACGCCACAGUUUUCUGGGGAUGUUUUCAUUGACAUCGAUGACCAGGAGCCACUCGUACCUGAACAGGCGGAGGAGUUCAUGGACUGGUGGAGUAAAUUCUACGCUUCGACCGGAGAGAAGAACAAGUACGGGACGUAUCUGGAGAAAGGCUUCGACACACUGAAGGUGUACGACAGGGAGUUGGAGAAGGUGGAGAGUUUUGGGGGUCUGUCAGAUUUCUGUCAAACGUUUAAACUUCAGAGAGGAAAGACUCAGGACGAAGGAGAAGACCCUUCAGUGGUGGGAGAGUUCAAGGGUAUGUUUAAGAUCUACCCGCUGCCAGACGACCCCUCGACCCCUCCGCCCCCCCGACAGUUCCGGAAACUUCCUCCCAACGGCAACGAGGAGUGCGUGGUGCGAGUCUACGUCAUCCAGGCUCAAGGGCUGCAGCCCAAAGACACCAACGGGAAGUGUGACCCCUACGUGAAGAUCACUCUGGGCAAAAAGACCAUCAACGACCACGAGAACUACAUCCCCUGCACGCUGGACCCUGUUUUUGGGAAGAUGUUCGAGAUCACCUGCUCCCUCCCUCUGGAUAAAGACCUGAAAGUGAUGCUGUACGACCACGACAUGCUGAGCAAAGACGAGAAGAUCGGAGAGACGCUGAUCGACCUGGAGAACCGCUUCCUGUCCAGACACGGAGCCGCGUGUGGUCUGCCACAGUCCUACAGCCUGUCAGGGGUGAACCAGUGGAGGCACCAGCUGACCCCCAGGCAGCUGCUGCUCAGAGUGUGUGAGCGCAGGAACCUGAAGAGGCCGAUCUACCAGGAGGACGUGGUGGUCUUCAGAGGAUUCAGAUACUCCGCUGCAGACCUGGAGGACAAGAACGUGUCCAAGCGUCACCUCGGUCCUCUGAAGGAGCGUCUGUCUCUCCACAUCCUGAGGAAGCUGGGACUGGUUCCUGAACACGUGGAGAGCCGAGCGCUAUACAGCCCUCUGCAGCCAGAGAUAGAGCAGGGCCGUCUGAUGAUGUGGGUCGAUCUGUUCCCAAAAUCCAUGGGACCCCCUGGAGCUCCGUUCAACAUCACACCACGCAAAGCCAAGAAGUUUUUCCUGCGCUGCAUCAUCUGGAACACCAGCGACGUUAUCCUGGAUGAUAUCAGCCUCACCGGGGAGAAGAUGAGCGACAUCUACGUUAAAAGCUGGAUGGACGGUCACGAACACAACAAACAGAAAACAGACGUCCACUAUCGCUCUCUUGGAGGAGAGGGAAACUUCAACUUCAGAUUCCUGUUCCCUUUCCACUUCCUGCCGGCAGAGCAGCUGUGUGUGAUCGACAGGAAGGAACAUUUCUGGAGUCUGGAUAAAGCCGAGACUAAAGUGGCUCCGAAACUCACCGUCCAGAUCUGGGACAACGACAAGUUCUCCUUCGACGACUACCUCGGUCACCUGGUGUUGGACCUGAACCACAUGCUGCGUCCGGCCAAAUCUCCGGAGAAAUGUGACCUUCAGCUUCUUCAGCAGGCGGGGGGGAAGCUGGUGUCUCUGUUCGAGCAGAAGACUGCGAGAGGGUGGUGGCCCUGCAGCUGUGUGAUGAACGGAGAGAGGAGCGUCGCUGGGAAGGUGGAGAUGUCUCUGGAGAUCGUGACGGAGCAGGAACACGAGGAGAGACCAGCGGGGGUCGGGAGGGACGAACCCAACAUGAACCCCCACCUGGAGGAGCCUCAGCGUCCGGACACCUCCUUCCUGUGGUUCUCCUCCCCCUUCAAGACGCUGAAGUUCAUCCUGUGGAGGCGCUGGAAGUGGUUCAUCAUCCUCUUCAUCAUCUUCUUCUUCGUCUUCCUCUUCCUCGGAGUCUUCCUCUACUCCUUCCCGAACUACGCUGCCAUGAAGAUGGUCGGACCUUUCGGACCGGCAAAGCCCUCAGAGUGAUGAAGAUGAUGAUGAAGGAGAGACGAGGAAGAGAGUGGAGUUUGAUGCUGAAUUCAACAGAUUUUCAUUUUCAUUUUAAUCCUUUUAAAAAGAGUCCUGACAUCUUGCUGAAGUUGAUGAACUCGUGCGUGUGUGUGUGUGUGUGUGUGUGUGUGUGUGUGUGUGUGUGUGUGUGUGUGUGUGUGUGU
Trematomus bernacchii (emerald rockcod) is the source of this 6909-nucleotide messenger RNA. It is a transcript of the gene dysf, whose product is annotated as dysferlin, limb girdle muscular dystrophy 2B (autosomal recessive). The coding region runs from base 428 to 6721 and encodes 2097 amino acids. Gene Ontology annotation, biological process: vesicle fusion; negative regulation of phagocytosis; macrophage activation involved in immune response. Gene Ontology annotation, molecular function: calcium-dependent phospholipid binding; calcium ion binding. The record is from RefSeq and is a predicted model, not a curated record. Gene Ontology annotation, cellular component: cytoplasmic vesicle; membrane; T-tubule. The transcript is spliced from 55 exons. Lineage: Eukaryota; Metazoa; Chordata; Actinopteri; Perciformes; Nototheniidae.